AUGGCAGCGACUAACGGAUGCAUUGGACAGGUAGAAACUCUUUCCGGUUCAACGGGUCCGGAUUUCAAAGGAGGACACAACGUCAAUCUCCAUGCGAAGCACGGUUUUGGUAAUGCUCAUGAAAAUGUGGUCGGAUCCGUGGGUCUAAGCGGUAAUACAAGAGGUGGACCGGCAACGGGUAGUUUGGGAGUUGACUACAAUAGAGGAUUGAAUAGUGCUGGAGUAUUCGGUUCACACACCCCGGGACAGCAGAACACGAUCGGCGCCCAAGGCAAUCUUAACCUGUUCAACAAUAAGAGAGACCGCUUAGAUCUAUCAGGAUCCGUCAGUAAAACGCACACGCCUACCAACGAAAUGCACAAGUUUGGAACGGGAGUCCAGUUCAACGACCACGGAGCAUCCUUCUCCAAGACCUACAUUCCCGGUGUAGGAUCACAAACGCGGCUCGAUGGUGCAGCGAAUUUGUUCAAAACCGACUCCAACCGGCUGGACGGUAACGCUUUUAAAACCUUCAACAAACCCAUCAAUGGUCCGUCCUUUGGCAGUCACGGUGCCGGACUGGAUUGGAAUCAUGCCCGAGGGCACGGAACUUCGGUGGGAUUCGAUAGGACACCAGCGCUAAGAGAAACAAACGUGUUCGCAACCGGGAAGGCAAAUCUGUGGCAAAACCGGGGUAGCUCACUGGAUGCAUUCGGAAGCGUUAAUAAAUCACUUGCCGGACCAAAUCGGGGCAAAUCCAACUUCGGCGCCGGUGUGGGUUUUUCGCAUCGUUUUUAA
Messenger RNA from Sabethes cyaneus, 777 nucleotides. Its product is annotated as attacin-B-like. Gene Ontology annotation, biological process: defense response to bacterium. Gene Ontology annotation, cellular component: extracellular region. Lineage: Eukaryota; Metazoa; Arthropoda; Insecta; Diptera; Culicidae. The record is from RefSeq and is a predicted model, not a curated record. The coding region runs from base 1 to 777 and encodes 258 amino acids. The transcript has 2 exons.